AUGCGGCUGAGAGCAGAUCUGCUACUUCUUUCCCUUCUGGCUGUCAGAGGAGGGAGGCCCAUGUGUCAAACAUAUGGGACAAAAGAACUGUCUCAGUUCUCUAAAGAGGGAGACAUCAACAUUGGAGGCAUUUUCUCCUUCCAUCAGAAUCCAGUACAAGUCAAUCCUGCUCUCCAAGUCAACCCGGGAACAAUCCAGUGUGAAGGGUAAGAAAAGGAUAAAACAAUGUCAGUCUUAUUCUUGAUGUGUUUGUCAGUCAUGUUUUGAGUGCACAUACAUGUGUAUUAUGUUACUGCUCCAUCUCUUGUUUAUAGACUGGACCCAGGUGAGCUUCAGUACGCCUUUACUAUGAUGUUUGCCAUAGAGGAGAUCAACAACAGCUCAGAGCUGCUGCCAGGAGUGACACUGGGUUACAGGAUCUUUGACUCGUGCCCGAGCAUCCCUUUGUCUAUCAGAGCGUCACUAAACCUGAUGAAUAGGUACGAGAGCGGUGAGAAAAGCUGCAGCAAACUCUCCAAUGUGCAUGCUGUCAUAGGGGAAACCACAUCCACCUCCACGAUAGGUAUUGCACGCACCAUGGGACCAUUUCAUAUACCUGUGGUGAGUGUAGGAAGGCUCUGUGUUUUCUGUCAUGACUGAAAUUGUCUCGUCAGAUGAGAAGAAAUGUUAUAAAAAUUGUAUUUCAUGUUUGUUAUGUGCUUAAGUAUUUUAAAACUCUGCUUUUUCUCUGUCAUUCUUCUGUUUUAGAUCAGUCAUUCAGCUACAUGUGCUUGUCUCAGUAACAGAAGGGACUACCCUUCUUUCUUCAGAACCAUACCAAGUGACAUCUACCAGAGCCAAGCCUUAGCAAAGCUUGUGAAACACUUUGGCUGGACCUGGGUCGGUGCUAUCAGAACCAACAGUGACUAUGGGAACGGUGGGAUGGCCACUUUCCUUGAAGCAGCAGAGAAAGAAGGAGUGUGUGUUGAGUACUCUUUGGCUAUUUAUCGAACUGAUCCAAGAAAGUGGUUCUUAGAAGUGGUGGAAAUUAUAAAGAAAUCCACUUCUAAGGUUAUAGUUGCAUUUGCUGAUGGCACAGACCUGGAUAUCCUCAUUAAGGAGCUGCAUGCUCAGAAUGUGACCGGUCUGCAGUGGGUGGGCAGCGAGGGCUGGAUCACUUAUCGCUAUAUCGCCUCAGCAGUAAACUACGCCGUGGUGCAGGGGGCUGUGGGCUUCGCAGCAUUAAAUGCUCACAUCCCUGGUCUGCAGGAGUUUCUAGCUAACAGCAGACCCUCUAUCACCUCAGGAGACCAGGGAUUGGUGGAGUUGUGGGAGACGGUGUUUGGCUGCACCCUAACUCCCCAAGCAGAUGCUGAAGCUAAGGGUUCUGUCACAGCCUGCACAGGGAAGGAGUCUCUGAGGGACACAAACAUGCGUUUCACAGAUGUUUCAGAUGCCAGCCUGCUGAAUAAUGUUUACAAGGCCACAUAUGCUGUUGCGCAUGCAUUACACAUGCUGUUUUCCUGCAAAGAUGGGCAGGGGCCUUUUGAGAACAAUACCUGUGCUAAUAAGGAAAAUGUACAACCAUGGGAGGUAAAUAAGGAGUAAUGUUUAACCUGAAAGAAUCAACAAAAUGUAUGCACAGCUUUAUGUUUAAAUAGCUUAACUUUUGUCAUAGGUGCUGCAUUACCUCACACAAGUCAAUUUUACCACUAAAAUUGGUGAAAAUGUGUUUUUUGAUGAGCUGGGUGACCCAGCAGCACGUUACGCACUGGUGAACUGGCAAAUGGAUGACACCGGUUACAUACUUUUCGAGACCAUUGGUUACUAUGAUGCCUCCAGGCCUGAAGGUCAGCAGUUUGAAAUGAAACCAGGUGUGAAAGCCAUCUGGGCGGGCAAUAAUCUCGAGGUAAAUUAAUGUAAUUGUGAGUGUUUUGAAAAUUUAAUGUGACUAAAACUCGUUGAAUGAAUUUGGUUGUGUUUUUUCUGCCUCUCUAAUGCAGGUGCCAAGGUCUGUCUGCAGUGAGAGCUGUCUGCCAGGGACCCGUCGAGCUUUCGUCAAAGGCAAACCUAUCUGCUGUUUCGAUUGCAUCACCUGUGCUGACGGAGAGUUUAGCAACAGUACAAGUGAGACAGCAGGAUUCCUGGGCUUUAGUCUAGCCAUCAUUGUGUUUCUGCUGGGCAAAAUCACUGCAGGCACUUUACUGGUCUAUCUGAAGAUGUGUGCGCUGUACAGCCUAAACAUGUUUAUGUUUUCAGAUGCGGUGAAAUGUGACAAAUGCCCUCCUGAGUUCAAGUCCAACGAGGAGAGGAAUAAGUGUGACUUGAAAGCUAUUGAGUUCCUCACCUUCAGAGAAUUGAUGGGGAUACUGUUGGUAGCGUUUUCUGUCUUUGGCGCCUGUCUGGCCAUGACGAUAGCCCUGAUAUUUUUCCACUACAGGCAGACUCCCAUCGUGAGGGCCAACAACUCUGAGCUGAGCUUCUUACUGCUCUUCUCUUUGACUCUCUGCUUCCUGUGUUCGCUGACCUUCAUCGGCCGGCCCUCUGAGUGGUCCUGCAUGCUGAGACACACAGCGUUCGGCAUCACUUUUGUCCUCUGUAUCUCCUGCAUUCUUGGGAAAACAAUAGUUGUACUAAUGGCUUUUAAAGCGACACUUCCAGGCAGUAGCGUGAUGAAGUGGUUUGGACCUGCACAGCAGAGACUCAGUGUUUUAGGUUUCACUCUGAUACAGGUUUUAAUUUGCAUACUGUGGCUGACAAUAAACCCUCCUUUUCCCUUUAAAAACAUGAAUCACUAUAAGGAUAAAAUCAUUCUGGAGUGUGCUCUGGGAUCAUCUGUUGGAUUCUGGGCCGUGUUAGGAUAUAUUGGACUAUUAGCAGUCCUGUGUUUUCUUCUUGCUUUUCUGGCUCGAAAGCUUCCUGAUAAUUUCAAUGAGGCUAAAUUCAUCACCUUCAGCAUGUUGAUAUUCUGCGCCGUCUGGAUCACAUUCAUCCCAGCAUAUGCUAGCUCCCCUGGGAAGUUCACUGUGGCUGUGGAGAUAUUUGCCAUCCUGGCCUCCAGUUAUGGGAUGCUGUUUUGUAUAUUUCUGCCUAAGUGCUAUAUUAUUUUGUUAAAGCCUGAGCAUAACACAAAGAAACAUUUGAUGAGUAAAACAACCCCAAAAUCCAUUUGAAUAGGCAUUUACUACAAUGAAUGUGUACAUUUCUUUAAUGUCAGGACACAUUUAAAGCCUAUAGACUUACUCUGGUGUAUUUCUAGAGAAAGUAAUCAUAAUAAUUUUUAAUAAUAUAAUAUAUCUCGACAGAGAGAUUUAUAGUUCUGCACAAGAACAUCUCCAGGCUGUUAGCAAAUCAGAAACCUUGAUGACUCGGAAAUAAAUUUUGCUCUUUUAUUUUGGUGUUAAAAAAGGUCUGAAAGUGUAAUUUUCUCACUUUUAAUGACAGUUUUUAUGUAUGCAGCAGCUGUAAUUUCCCAGUCUCUGGACUUUAAUGAUACAAUUUUUUUUGCAUAACAAAGCAAACAAAAUAAAAUUGUAAUAUAUGCUGAUGUAUGCAGUCUUUGUUUCUCCCUGAACAGUCGGAAUAUAUAAUUUUACUCCACAAUAUACAGGGGAAAACUUCACAAAGUAAAGUAAACAAUGGGAGAAGACAAAGUUAUUAAGUAUUAUUCUACAGAGAAAGAUUUCAAGAUUGUUUGAAUUUUUCGAUUUAUGAAAAUCAAUCCAUUAUCAGUGAAUGUUUCAUUCUUAAUGAAAAAGUUAUAUUGAGUCUUUAACCAUGCAAUGCAUCUCAAAUGAUGACACAGCAAACUUGAAUACUGUUAAUAUCUUAAAUAAAAAAAGGUGGCACAAAUCAUGAAUACUUUAAAUACAAAAAUGGAUAAACAUAAAGGGUUUGUUUGCCUUAAAUCUUAGAUUUUCACAAUACAGUCACCAACACUGACCCUAACCCUAUCAGCCAAUUUCAUGAUUAGUGAGUUGAACUUUAGUGUUUAUAAUACUUUACAAUUAAAAUCAUGAUUGAGAAACUUCCUAACCUGAGUAAAAACUCACCCAAGCCGUAACCCUAAAUACAAACAGCUGAUAGCGCUUGAUAAGUGAGGCCUAUGAUGGUCAUAAACAGAGGUCGAAAGGCUUGAAAAGACUAAAAAAGAUACAAAACUAUACUUUAAAGCCAGGUAAAAAAUCAGGUUAGUAAGUUGAAGCCUUUAAAGGAUAUUUUUCUUAUCAGUUGUUCCAAAAUACUUUCGAACACUGCUAUGAGGAAUUAACUUUAUCUGAACUGAGGUCUGCACCAUUAACACAAGCUGAGAAAAUCACUGGAAACUAGUUUGAGGUUAAAAAGUCAGUACAUUUGUUAAAAAAGUAGUUUUACAUAAACUUAGCAAAAGAUUGGUAGAUUUAAAGUAAGACACUACCUGUUGAUUGUGAGGAAAUCUGUAUUAUCCCUCAGGACAAAGGGCUUUAUGACAGGCUGUUAGUUAAAAAAGGAUGGUUUUCAGAAAUAGCUUUAAGCUGCUGCUUUAGGGCCUCAUAUAGCUUCAGCAACAGAAAGUGUAAACUGUGAAGAGCAAGAGUUUCUUCUGUGGCGAAUCAAGGGGCAAAAAGACUACGCAUAAAUCACUAUUUUUAAGGAUAAUGCUUUUUGCUUUUUCUAAUCCAGCAUUCAUGAGCACAAACACUAUGUAAGAAGAAACAUUUUGAUCGAGCUCAUUUCUUACUUCUAAACUUCCAGUUCUGAUAUCAACUCUGCUUUUUUUCUCAGAUAAAAACAAACCUUCAAGGCUUCAUUUUUAAACCUUUCAUACAGUUUAGUUGGUCUUAUUUGAAAGCAUGAACAGCAAAUAUAUUUCAAACAAGCUACGUCCUCAAAAUCUUCACUGGUUGUCCUUUCAUUUCACACUUCCUCACACUUUCACGUCCUCAGAGAUUACAGAACUCUGUCCUGUUAGUGUUUUUUACAUGACCCUAAAAUGUAUAAAUACCAGUGCCCAGUUUAGAUGUGGAUUUCUGAGACAGUAUGACAUCUAUCCAGAAGGGUUGGGCGCUGCUGCAGUUAUGGUCGGUCAUGUCAGUCUCUUGGACUGAGAAGUCAGUUUGCAGACAGAGAGGGGAUGCAGAACACCCCCAGCUGUCCAUGCAUGGAGACAUCAUACUGGGGGGAAUCUUCUCCUUUCACAGUCGCUGGAAGACGGGACUGCAUACCUACUCAGACAAACCAUUACCCCUGCAGUGCAUCAGGUAAAUGAUAACAGUGUAAUGUUUUCGGGGAGAGUAGAGAGCUGAUUUGAGUAACAUUGCACUUCAUUUGAUUAAAUAUUAUCAACUGCUUUUAAUUAAAAUGCACCUGUUAUUGCUUAAUGGUUUUCUGUCUGAAUUAAGCUUGAAUUUCAGAGGCUUCCAGUAUACGCAGGCUAUGCGCUUCGCCAUAGAGGAGAUUAAUAACAGCACUGACCUCCUUCCUGGUAUUUCUUUGGGCUAUAAAAUCUAUGACUCAUGUGGAUCCAUUGCUAGAGCUGUGAAAGUCUCUCUUGCUUUGGUUAAUGGUAAUGAAGUGGUUUCUGCCCCGUCUGAAGGACCAUGCACAAGACCUGCAGAAGUGCAGGCCAUCAUGGGAGAGACUUUUUCUUCACCCUGCAUGGCAAUAGCUACUGUCAUCGGACCCUUUCAUAUCCCACUGGUGAGUAAGACUGAAAGACUGGAUGUGAACGAGACGGUUUCUAAGAGGUUCAAGACAAACUAACUCUCAGUAUAAAUUGUAUUUUCUUUAUUUCUUUGUACUUUUAGAUCAGCCACGCAGCUACUUGUGCCUGUCUCAGUGACAAAACCAAGUACCCAUCCUUCCUCAGGACAAUACCCAGCGACUACUACCAGAGCAGAGCCUUGGCACAUUUAGUCAAGCACUUUGGUUGGACUUGGGUUGGAGCCAUUAGGACAAAUGAUGAUUACGGCAAUAAUGGCAUGGCUACAUUCUCAGAAACUGCCCAACAGCUGGGCAUUUGUCUGGAGUACUCAGUAUCUGUCUUUCCAACAGAUCCACCAGACAAGAUACAAAGGGUUAUUGAUAUCAUCAAGACUUCCACUUCCAAGGUCAUAAUUGCUUUCCUCUCUGCCUCUGAUAUGCAUAUGUUAACGCGCACGCUGUCUCAUCAUAACCUGACUGGGUACCAGUGGGUUGGCAGUGAAGGUUGGAUUUUUGAUUCCCAAAUCGCAGCAACUGGUGGGCAUCACAUUCUGGACGGUGCUAUAGGCCUGUCAAUCCCUGAGGCACAUGUAAGUGGAAUGAGAGAGUUUAUGCUGGAUGUGAAGCCGCUCAAUUUGUCGAGUAAUGAAAUGUUUGAAGAGUUUUGGGAGACGUUAUUUGGCUGUAAGUUCAAAAAGACAGAAGCAAACCAGAGAGAAUGUACUGGACAAGAAGAUCUGAGUGGUGUUCAAAACGGCUUCACUGACAUGUCUCUCAUGCCGAUCUUUAACAAUGUGUAUAAAGGAGUGUACGCUGCGGCCCAUGCACUUCACAGGGUUCUCAGCUGCAAUAAAACAUGUGACACCAAAAGACGGCUGGAUCCAUACAUGGUGAGUUGAUUUAAAACUUUAUUAUUGCAAAGUCGAGAUAUUACAAUGUGCUUCAUGGGUGUGUAUCUCCUCAGAUUUUACAGCACAUACAAAAGAUCCAGUUCAAAACAAAGGAUGGAGAUGAAGUUUACUUUAAUGAGAAUGGGGAUCCACCGGCUAAGUAUGAAAUCAUAAACUGGCAGCCAAAAGAAAACGGUAAAGUGGAUUUUGUCACUGUUGGUCUGUACGAUGCAUCUUUACCUGAGGACAAACAGCUGAUUCUGCACAAUAAAUCUUUAAUAUGGGCACAGAAAUCACAAAAGGUAACCUCUAAUAGUCCCCUAUUGCUUAAUCAUUUGGUUUUAAUGCAUAAAAACCUCCUUCAUGCUCAUACAUCUCAUCUUUCUCAUGUGUUAAAACAGGUACCUGCUUCAGUUUGCAGCGAGAAAUGUCCCCCAGGAACCCGUAAGGUUCUCCAGAAAGGCAAACCUGUCUGCUGCUAUGACUGCUUGAGAUGUGCAGAGGGGGAGAUAAGCAAUAUUGAAGGUGUUGUAGAUCUUAAUAAAGUCAUCUUGACUGGAGGAAUUUCAAGGUUUGAGUAUCAGACUUCAAAUGCAUGUGAUGAGUGUUUGCAGAAGUUUUAGAGAUAAGUACUUGGAGAAAAAAAUCAAGUAUCCUACAAAAUGACACAAUUGGGAAAUCUCAGAAAUGUGCUCUGAAGUUAAACCACCAUUGUAUAAAACCUGUGUAACUUAAAAAUACUCAAAUUAAACCAAUUCUGGUGUGUGAAUAGAAAUGAGAAGAAUAUUUCAAUAGAAAAAAGCAGUCUUGUACGGAACCUGGGAGGUGACAUUAACUUUUUUUUUUUUAAGUAUGCACGUACGUUUUAGUAUCUUGCAUGUGCAUUUUAGUAUAUCGCACGUGCGAUUUAGCUGUUUGUUAAUAAACAAAAUCACUUCCUAUGAGUCACACCUAAAUGAAAGAAAAUGUUGAUAAUAUGCUCUCUGUCCAUGACACUGUCCUUCUUCUCUAACAAAUGAGGCACGCAGAGGAUUAUUUACAAAAACGCAUGUGCAAGAUACAAAUAAAACUUUAAUCUUGAAUAAAAAAAAAAAAAACGUUCAUGUCACCUUCCAGGCUCUGUAGUAUUGCUUUAAAUUCACAUCUUUUAUUUCACAUAUUGCUCUAAAUUGGAUCCCAAAGACAUCAAAACGAAUAUAUAUUUUUUAUGAUGGGCUGACAGUGAGCAUUAUAGACAAUAACAUUAGGGAUUUAUAGGUCACACUAUUUGCCAUGAAGACUUAAAACUGCAUUGUUUGUGUUUUUCAGAUUCUAUCACCUGUGAGCAGUGCGCCCCUGAAUUCUGGUCAAAUGAGAGACGAGAUGCUUGUGUGAAGAAGGAGGCAGAGUUUCUAGCAUAUGGGGAGAUUUUGGGAGCACUACUCACUUCAGCUGCUCUAUUAGGAACAUGCAUGACAGCUGCUGUGGCCUUCAUUUUCUUCAGGCACAGACAGACUCCCCUCGUGAGGGCCAACAACUCUGAGCUAAGCUUCUUACUGCUCUUCUCUUUGACUCUGUGCUUCCUGUGUUCGUUGACCUUCAUCGGCCGGCCCUCUGAGUGGUCCUGCAUGCUCAGACACACAGCAUUCGGCAUCACUUUUGUCCUCUGUAUCUCAUGUGUUCUUGGGAAAACAAUAGUUGUGUUAAUGGCGUUCAGGGCGACACUUCCAGGCAGUAAUGUGAUGAAGUGGUUUGGGCCUGUGCAGCAGAAACUCAGUGUUCUGGGUUUCACUCUUGUUCAAAUUUUCAUCUGUAUACUUUGGUUAACAAUUUCUCCUCCUUUUCCUUUUAAGAAUUUUAAAGAUUUCAAGGAGAAAAUCAUAUUAGAGUGUGCUUUAGGAUCAAAUGUAGGCUUUUGGGCUGUCCUUGGGUAUAUUGGGCUUUUGGCUCUGUUAUGUUUUGUUCUUGCUUUUCUAGCUCGAAAACUCCCUGAUAACUUUAAUGAGGCCAAAUUCAUCACCUUUAGUAUGCUGAUAUUCUGUGCUGUAUGGAUUACUUUUAUCCCAGCUUAUGUCAGCUCCCCUGGGAAAUUUAGUGUUGCUGUGGAGAUAUUUGCAAUUUUGGCCUCAAGUUUUGGUUUGCUCGUUUGCAUUUUCAUUCCUAAGUGUUAUAUAAUUUUGCUUAAACCAGAAAAGAAUACUAAAAAGAGCAUGAUGGGAAAGGGGGCACAAAAAUCCUACUAAAACAUUAACUGAAAAAAAAAAAACAGAGGCCAUUCUCCAAAUUAAAUGUCACCAAAAAAGUGACAUUGAAGGUCGACCAGUCAUGCAAACCCAAUAUUGAAUUGGGAACAGCGCGAAGACGGCAUAUCAAAUGUUUAAGAACAUUUUUAUGGUUUUAUUCUCUCAUUUUACAUUUAAUGCAAACACACAGGAACAAUAAAACACAGUAAAAGCACCUCAGUGUAAAAGUGCAAAGAUUGUGGAGGAAUCAAUCACCUACAGAACAUAAUAUCAUUAAGUGAAAACAGACAUGCUGCUGUAGUGGAAAUCCCAGCAUGGACUCAUAAUCACAAGCAAAGCCCUCUGCCUGUGAUGAAGUUCAUUGCUGUAUUUACAAAUGCAAGUUACCAAUUGUAGCAUCCAAAGAGGACUCCACAAAGAAACAUGAUUCAGAAACACAGGUACCGUCAAAGGGCCCUAACCCAUCUAAGACUGACUGUGUCAGUGUGGAUAGUGGUCCUGUUGGGUUCACUGCCAGCCUCAAUUCUUUAACUUCACAGUCCCAGCUUGUUAGCCAACGACAACAUUUGGCGCAUUGUGAAAAGAUAAAUAGGACUCCAUAAAUCCAAGACUAUUGAAUAGCUGAAUAUAUCUGAUUAUUUAAUUCCCCCUCUGGGUGGAAUAGUUCUUUUUAUCCUAUCUUAAAUUAUGUCAAUAAAGUCAAAAUUUCAACAUAAAAAAUUGAAAUUUCGAGAUUAAAGUCGAAAUUGUAAGAUUACAAAAUGUUGCGAAUAAUGUCGAAAUUUCAAGAUCAAAAAAAAAAAAAAUUUGCGAUCAAAGUCGAAAUUUCAAGAUUGAAGUCGACAUGAAUAAAGUCCAAAUUUUGACUUUUUUAAAAUUAUGACUUCAAUCUCAAAAUUUUGACUUUAAUCUCAAAAUGGAAAUUAAAAAAAUCUUCCUCCUGUAAUUAUUUUUUUUCUCUUCUUGUGGCCCUAAUCCUCUUUCGUAUGAUCCAGUGUGAUACGAUUCAUAUCAACUACAAGCAAAUGUUUCACUCUAACCAAAUCACUUUAUCUACACCAAUGACUAAUUUUUUGUUGUCGAAGAAUAAAUCCAGUUUCUUGAACUAACACUCCUUUGGCUCAACUUGUUUGGUUUCCUGUAGUCUCCUGUGGCUUGACAUCAACCACGACAACUUCCCCCCUUGUUGUUGAAGGUGUAUAAAGCCCUGUCGUGAGCUGCGGGGCUGAUUGGCCCGGCCUUGAGCGCAGAGCAGAGCUAUGCCAUUGUUAAGGCUAAUCCUCCUGGCUCUGCUGAUGGGAGAGGGAGACUCUGUUUGUCGACGGCAAGGCUUGGCUCAACCGCCUGAACUGGCCCAAGAUGGUGACCUUUUUAUCGGGGGCAUUUUUUCAUUUCGCACAGGGCAGGAUUAUGUAGUUAACUCAUUUCAGACAGUGCCAAGUUUAAGGAAAUGCAAGAAGUAUGUACUGUUGUCUCUAGAUAUUUGUGAUUUUGUGAUGUGUUUGUGACACUAACAUUUAUUCUGUCCUGUCUCACCACCCUAUAGCUUUAACUUUAGAGAAUUCAAAUUUGCUCAAACUGUGAUAUUUGCUAUAAAUGAGAUCAACAAUAAUCCCGACAUGCUUCCUGGUGUCAAACUUGGCUACAAGAUCUAUGGUAACUGUGGGACCAUGGACAUACUGAGAGCUGCACUGGCACUGAUGAGCGGAGUAAAGAGGGAACUGAGUGACAACUGCACUAAGAGUGACACAGUGCAAGCUAUCUUGGGACAUUCAGGAUCGAGACCUACUAUUGCAUUCGCACCCGUUGUGGGAAAGUUUCAUAUACCUGUGGUAAGUAGGUAACGGUUAAAGCGUUAUUUCAUGAUGUUUUAAGUGAGCUGUUGAAAAUGUCUACGUUUUUAUUAGAUCUGACAAACAUUAUUUCUUGCAUGGGUUCGUAUUUCGGUUCUGCAGAGAUGUUAAGAUGUUUCUACAUGUUUGCAUUUUCGCUGCAGAUAAGCCAUUUUGCCACCUGUGCCUGUUUGAGCAACCGGAAAGAGUAUCCCACUUUCUACAGAACCAUUCCCAGUGACUUCUACCAAAGCAGAGCCCUCGCAAAGCUGGUCAAACACUUUGGUUGGACUUGGAUUGGUGCUGUAGCUGUGAACAAUGAAUAUGGCUUUAACGGUAUAAAUGCGUUCAUCCAAGCUGCAGAAGAGCUCGGCGUGUGCAUCGAGUAUUCUGAAGCUUUUUCAUCGUCAGAUCCUCCUGAAAGACUGCAGAAACUUGUGCAGAUCAUUAAAAAUGCAACUUCAAAAGUGAUUAUGGCUUUUAUGUCUCACAGAGAAGUUAAGUUGCUUGCAAAAGAGUUAUACAGACAGAACAUAACAGGCCUGCAGUGGGUCGGCAGUGACGCCUGGGUCACAGAUCACUCUCUGACUGACAGCGAGGGACACGGCAUUCUGCUGGGCUCGCUGGGCUUCACAGUCAGCAGAGCUAAUAUCCCCGGGCUGGAGGAGCACCUGAGGCAGCUCCACCCCUCUCAGUUUCCUGACAGUCAGUUUGUCAGAGAUUUCUGGGAGGAUGUGUUCGACUGUGCUCUGAAUGGAAGUGAAAACACACAGAAAAAGCCGUGCACAGGCUCGGAGAACUUGCAAAAUGUUGACUCGCAGUUCACUGAUGUGUCUGAGCUGAGAUUUACCAAUAACGUGUACAAGUCUGUUUAUGCAGUGGCUCAUGCGCUUGACAACCUGAUCAAAUGUGAAGAGGGAAAAGGGCUUUUUCCAAACGGUACAUGUGCUGAUAGUAAAAACAUUCAACCAUGGCAGGUGAGGAUGAACCUGCUAAGUGUGAUAAAAGCAUGAAUCCCUACAGUUUAACACUUUAUGAUUUCUCUGCUAGGUGUUGCGCUAUUUGGACUCUGUAAAUUUCACCACCCAGGAAGGGGAAAGAGUUUAUUUUGACACUAACGGAGACUCACCGGCGAGAUAUGAACUUGUGAAUCUACAAAUCACAAACAGAGGGACGAUGGAGGGAGUAACAGUUGGCAUCUAUGACGCUUCGCUUCCAGAGAGUCAUCAGUUUAUCACUAAUAACAUCCCAGUUGUGUGGGGAAAUGGGCUGACCAAGGUGAAGCAAGGUCCACUUCACUGAUCAGUAGCGUUUUAAAAGCCUUCAUUAGUGUUUCGAUUCUUUAUUGCAACUCUACAUGCUGCACAGACUGCAUGCAAAUGAUAGUAAGAGAGUGUGUCUAUGUGUGCAGGAGGUGCCUGUGUCAGUCUGCAGUGUGAACUGUCUCCCUGGAACUCAUAAGGUCCUCCAGAAAGGCAGGCCAGUCUGCUGCUAUGACUGUAUACCGUGUCCAUCAGGAGAGAUCACUAAUAUAACAGGUAAAUUAAGAAUAAACAACAGUUUCAUUCGCUGUUUGGAAUGCAAAAAAUCACAACAUGUACAAAGACGAAGAAGAAAAUCUCACACAGAAACAGAAAAGUGGCUUUAUAAGGGUCUUAAAACCACACCGUUGAUUUAACUCUACGUUUCUCUGCUUUUGUAGAUUCAAUAAUCUGUAUGAAAUGUCCUCCAGCAUACUGGUCCAACAAGCAGAGAGAUGCAUGUGUACCCAAACUUGUCGAAUUCCUGGCCUACGAUGAAAUCCUGGGAACAUUGUUGGUUUUGUUUUCUCUGCUGGGAGUUUUCUUGACUAUGAUCGUGACACUUGUUUUCUACUGCCACAAAGAAACCCCGCUAGUGCGAGCCAACAACUCUGAGCUGAGCUUCAUGCUGCUCUUCUCUUUGACUCUCUGCUUCCUGUGUUCGCUGACCUUCAUCGGCCGGCCCUCUGAGUGGUCCUGCAUGCUGAGACACACAGCAUUCGGCAUCACUUUUGUCCUCUGUAUCUCAUGUGUUCUGGGGAAAACAAUAGUCGUGUUAAUGGCGUUCAGGGCGACACUUCCAGGCAGUAAUGUGAUGAAAUGGUUUGGGCCCACACAGCAGAGACUCAGUGUUUUAGGUUUCACCCUCGUUCAGGUUUUAAUUUGCAUACUGUGGUUGACGAUAAACCCUCCAUUUCCCUUUAAAAAUAUGAAAUACUACAAAGAAAAGAUAAUACUGGAGUGUAAUCUCGGCUCUGCGAUUGGAUUCUGGGCUGUGUUAGGAUAUAUCGGACUCUUAGCACUCUUGUGUUUCCUUCUGGCUUUUCUGGCUCGAAAGCUUCCUGAUAAUUUCAACGAGGCUAAAUUCAUCACUUUCAGCAUGUUGAUAUUCUGCGCCGUCUGGAUCACAUUCAUCCCAGCUUAUGUCAGCUCACCUGGGAAGUUCACUGUAGCUGUGGAGAUAUUUGCCAUCCUGGCCUCCAGUUAUGGACUGCUCUUCUGCAUUUUUCUGCCCAAAUGUUUCAUCAUUUUGUUCAGACCUGAGCAGAACACCAAGAAACACAUCAUGGGCAAAACAUCACAUUGUGAUAUACAAUAUUAA
Xyrichtys novacula (pearly razorfish) is the source of this 13227-nucleotide messenger RNA. NCBI's taxonomy places the organism in Eukaryota, Metazoa, Chordata, Actinopteri, Labriformes, Labridae. The record is from the annotation of a GenBank genome assembly.